Messenger RNA from Vanrija pseudolonga, 735 nucleotides. RefSeq lists its product as uncharacterized. The record is from RefSeq and is a predicted model, not a curated record. NCBI's taxonomy places the organism in Eukaryota, Fungi, Basidiomycota, Tremellomycetes, Trichosporonales, Trichosporonaceae. The transcript has 4 exons. Bases 1 to 735 code for a protein of 244 amino acids.
AUGGACCAGAACCAGCAGCAGUUCCACACCUACUACCCCCCGACGAAGCUCUCGGCCAUGUCCUUCCGCUACGGCGGCGACGUGCUCAACCUCGUGUCGGCGCGCCACCCCACCAUUGUGGCGCUGGCCAACCGGUACAUGGCGACCGAAUUCGCCGAUAAGCCCGAGACGUGCUACGCGCUCGUGGCGAACGUGAACUUCACCUGCGCCGCAUGCGACAGCGUGUGCGCUUUCGUCGUCGCCUCCAACCCCGAGUGGGACGAGAAGGACGCCCACCACCGCAAGACGGUACGCGACCUCGUCGCCAAGGCGCGCGCGUCGGACGACCCCAAGCUCUGUAUCCCAGUCAAGGGGCGAUACCUCCUCGCUGCAGUACAGUGCCACCGCUGUAUCACGAAGACCUUCUUCGGUCGGUGCCACCUCACCGUGGAGCGUUUCUCCGGCGUCGAGAUGACGCAGGACGCGCACAAGGAGCUGAUGAAGAACCUCAUCACCGUGUCCGAGUUCAUGGCGCAGCUUUCCGCCACCAACGCAAACCGCGAGCCCGACGCCAACGGCCUCGACACGGCAGGCCGCGCGCUCGCCGCCGUCAACCAGAUCGUCGACUGCGCGCGCGUCAAGGGCGCCGAGGCGCAUACCCAGCGUGAGCCUGGGUCACGCGUGCCGGACAUGUUUCGUCAUCUUGGCGACUGGUUCUGUCGCCCCUCGGGCUCGGGCUCGGGCUCUCGCCGUUGA